AUGGCUCCGUUUCGUAACUUCCUGAGCAGGAGGUCGGCGGCCCCCAAUGGUGGGGAGAUUGAGAACAUCCACGAAGACAACCGGGUGUCGACAGAGAGCCAUCCCUCCAAUCCGUUGAGUAUCAGAAAAAGCUACGAAAAAGAACCCCCAGAAUAUAAAUUGAGCGUUGUCGACGAUAACGGUGCUUAUCUGCCGCCUUCACCUCCAGAGAAGCAGAGCUUUUGGAAGAAAUAUCCCGGCUCGAACCGAUCGUCAAAUCAUCGAAAUCUCGUUGACGAUAAUGAACCCUUUUCCAUAUCCCGCGAAUCAUUCGAUUCGUACCGGCGGUCAUUUGAUAUUUCCGCUCGCUCCCCAGUGAGCUACACCGACACGAUGCCCUCUCGAACUUCACUAGACUCACGAUUCUCCCGUAUGACAUCGCAGUCCACCUCGCACACGAACGGGUUCUCGAAGCCCGAGGCUAUGGAAGAAGAGAAGUUCGAGGACGUGGGACUUGACGACGAUGAGGCCAAACCCAAAAAGAAAGGCAUCUUCGCUCGAUUUAGCGACUUUUCUGGCGAGUCGCAGACAUCCGGAAACACAAAACCUGCAUCGCAACACCUCGGAUUUCACAUCCCAGGCAGGAAAAAGGGAUCCACCACUCUGGAAUCCGAGUUAGGUACGAUCAGGCCACCUGUGGGUGCAGGAGCCGAGACCGCCUGA
Aspergillus lentulus is the source of this 702-nucleotide messenger RNA. Its product is annotated as pumilio homology domain family member 6. Gene Ontology annotation, molecular function: mRNA binding. Gene Ontology annotation, biological process: regulation of translation. Gene Ontology annotation, cellular component: nucleolus. The record is from RefSeq and is a predicted model, not a curated record. NCBI's taxonomy places the organism in Eukaryota, Fungi, Ascomycota, Eurotiomycetes, Eurotiales, Aspergillaceae.